This is a messenger RNA of Epinephelus fuscoguttatus (brown-marbled grouper), 1114 nucleotides long. It is a transcript of the gene arl14ep, whose product is annotated as ADP-ribosylation factor-like 14 effector protein. NCBI's taxonomy places the organism in Eukaryota, Metazoa, Chordata, Actinopteri, Perciformes, Serranidae. The record is from RefSeq and is a predicted model, not a curated record. The transcript is spliced from 5 exons. Gene Ontology annotation, cellular component: intracellular membrane-bounded organelle. Bases 129 to 791 code for a protein of 220 amino acids.
AGUUAAACCGGAAGUACAAGAAUAAACCGAAAGAAAACAAUCACAAAUUAGCAGUGUUAUUCCCUUUUUUCUGCACUUUUUCCAGCACAUUUUCGGUAUUAUCGCACAGUUUCUACAAAAACGACACCAUGCCAGUUAUCUGCGCGGCAAUAGGGUGCAACAAUAAGUUCGUCAAAGGGUCGGAAAUCAGAUUUUACAGGUUUCCACUCAGCAAACCUCAACUUGCCAGCAAAUGGGUUCACAGUCUUGGGAUGAAAAACUUCAUCCCAACCGCCAACACCUGCCUCUGCUCGGAGCAUUUCAGGACCGACUGCUUCAGGGACUACAACGGCAAACAGUUUCUGAGGGAGGAUGCGGUGCCCACUAUAUUCACCCAGGGGCAAGAUACAUCAAAGAUUGAACUUCGUAAAAGAGGAGUGGUACCAAAGGAGACAAAUGUUGCGAAUCAAAUGGGAAUACAAGCAGACAGAGACAGAGCGAGAGAGGCCAGUCUACGCAGAGACAAAAGAGGAGGAAUAAGGGGGGGACGAGGAGGCCGUGGAGCAAAACAACUGUCUGACAGACAGAGCGUCGCAGCCAAGAGCAGAGUGUACGACAACAAAGGCCGACUGCUCUCCAACAGCAAAGACAUGUGCGACUGUCUGGACGUGGAUUGUAUGGGCUGCUUCUACCCCUGCCCUGACUGUGGCUCACGCAAGUGUGGAGUCGAGUGCCGCUGUGACAGGAAGUGGCUGUACGAGCAGGUGGAGGUGGAGGGCGGAGAGAUCAUCCGGAACAAGUUUGCCAUUUAAUUAGCAGCGACUCUUCAGGGGAGCCUCUGGAAAUCAGAACUUGCUCUCUCCCUGAUUACAGCUGCGAUCAGGCUGAUGUACUGUUCAAGACUCUGAUACUUUUUUUAAAGGAAUCUUCCAAACUGUUAAACUGAUAUUUAUCAGGUUUUGCAAAGUUACUGCCUGUGGUAGGAAACUAUGCAGAACUAUGUAAGUAUUCUGCUGAAUGUUUGAUGUGCUUUUUGUUGCUCUUAGAAAUGCUGUUUCAGUUUCAUAUGAAUUUGUGUCUUCUCCAGUCAAAUGUUAAUGUGCCAUUUUGUGUUAAUAAAGUCAUUUUGCUAAUA